CAAGUCCUACUCGACCAAGGAAGGAGUGGAAUUCAUUUUGAGUCGAAGUUUUGUUUACAAGUUGAUCAAGUUUGAGCCCGAAAAAUAUGUACUUCUAGCUGUUUGAAGGACAAUUUUACCAGUAUGUUUGCCAGAAUAGUUGGUAAGAAGGGUUUGGUUGGUAUUGCUGUUGGAGCUUUAGGCGGAGGAGUCGCGUUCGGAGCGUGGAAAGGAAGACAAAAUGGCGGUCAGAUGCCAAGUUCACCUGUUGGGGUAGUGUUGGCAAGGUCUGGUCGUAGUACGCCACAUACUAGACGACAAGCGAGGUUUGAGAAGUUUGCGUCUUGUGAGAUGGAUGGACAGUAUCUUAUGACCCCGGCUGACUUUCUUGAGUCUUUAAUGCACCAAGACUUACCAGGGUGGAGCAGSAAAAGACAGCUAACACAAAAGGAUAUUGAAAAUAUGGUGUACAGGACACCAGCAUUGUCAAAAGGCUCCAGCAAGUUCUUUAGAAAUUUACAUGACAAAGGAAUUAUAACAUAUUCAGAAUAUCUGUUCCUUGUUACUAUCCUUACAAAGUCAAAACGAGGCCUAGAAAUUGGCUAUUGCAUGCUUGAUAAAGAUGGUAACCAGCAACUUUCCAAAGAAGAAUUUUUAGUCCUUGAAGAAAUGGUGAAUAGAAAAUCAACAUCAAAAUCAAUGGUAUACAUUUCUUUUAUGUUUACUUUUGACAGGUUUAUGGUYGAUCUCCAAAUUGAGGUUUCUGAGAUGGAAUUCAUGGAGUAUUCACGUGGAAUGCCGACUGUACCAGAAGAGAGUUUUAGCCGUCUCUUGCUCAGAAACACAGCAUUGGAAACUGAACAAAUCCAACAGUAUAUUGAUAGGCUGAACAACCGGUUAAAAGUCAGAAAGGGCAUCACUCUUCACCAGUAUGUGGACUUCUGUCUAUUUCUCAAUAACUUAGAUGACUUUGCAAUGGCCAUGAGGAUCUAUUCCAUUGCUGGCCAACCGGUAACUCAAGAUGAGUUCCAGCGUGCUGUUCGUAUUUCAACUGGUCACACCAUAGAUCCAUAUGUUGUCCAUACCAUAUUCCAGCUGUUUGAUAUUGAUGGAGAUGGGAAGUUGAGUUAUAACGAAUUUAUUGAAUUAAUGAAGGACAGGCAGAAACGCGGUUUCAGGAUUCCAGUGACAGAUAAAGUUGGCUGGGAAGGCUUCAAAUCAUGUGUGAAGAAGGAGUUGUCUUUAGUAGACUCGCACUAGCUUACUAACUGUAUCCUCUUAUAUUCGUCAACCCAGGGAGUUUAGUAUAACAAUAUUAAUGGGCAGCUGCAUCAAAUUUGUGUAUUUCAAGGUGGAGUGCCUUAGGAAUUCCAGGGGAUAGUGAUUGAAAUUGAACGAAAAACCCUGGGAUGUGGUAAAAUAAUGAUUAUAUAUCUAUAAAGCUAGGUAAACGAUAUUGGAAAACCUGGGUAAUUUGUUAGAAAUAGACAAAGGCCUUGCACCAUCAAGUGAUGGCAGCCAUGACAGGAGGCACAACACUUAGAGUCUUGUUCUCCUUGGAAACUUAAUUCUUUGUCAUGCAAAUCAGAUUAGACCAGAUUCAAUUGUUCCUGUCUCCUGUCAUGGCUGCUAUCAGUUGAUAGUGCAAAGCUUCUAUAGAUCUGUAAAAGUCUAAGACAUUGGCCAUUCUCGCGGUGGUGAAAAUACGCAGUACAAAAUGCUGGGGUUGGAGAAAGGGGGGAGUGGAGAUACGCAAAAGGAUAUCUCAUGAUAUAACGUCUCAUUUACAUGUAAGGAAUAUUGAUUGAAUUAUAAUAUGUUUAAUAAUCAGAUCCACAGCUUGAGUGGGCCAUGACUCAACUCAGUAUGCCUCGCUUUUCAAUGCUAGUGGGCCACAAAUGAGAUGAAAUGGCCAAUAGUUAAAUGGCUCAUAGUUAAUAGUAUGACCAUAUUUGUGUUAAUUUAUUCAUAGGAUACAUGUUUCGCCGUAGCUAAGCACCAUGUAUAUAAAUUUUAAAUUGAAUUUAGAAUUAUUUUUUUUAAUUUGGUCCUUGUAAUUCUGCUAAAUAUUAUUUAAUCAACUUUAAAAUAAUUUAUAUAGUUACGUAACCCUUUCCUUUUGAAGGCAAAAGUCACAUGAACCUUUUCGCGCUAUCUUUUGCUAAUUUUUGUAAAUUCAUCUACUACCAACUCGGAAAAAAAACAUGAAAUAAAAAGUAAAUACAAUGAUAUGAA
This is a messenger RNA of Actinia tenebrosa (Australian red waratah sea anemone), 2214 nucleotides long. Its product is annotated as calcium uptake protein 3, mitochondrial. Gene Ontology annotation, molecular function: calcium ion binding. The record is from RefSeq and is a predicted model, not a curated record. Gene Ontology annotation, cellular component: uniplex complex. Gene Ontology annotation, biological process: mitochondrial calcium ion homeostasis; calcium import into the mitochondrion. Lineage: Eukaryota; Metazoa; Cnidaria; Anthozoa; Actiniaria; Actiniidae.